Molecule: messenger RNA, 1910 nt
Organism: Notolabrus celidotus (New Zealand spotty)
Lineage: Eukaryota; Metazoa; Chordata; Actinopteri; Labriformes; Labridae
Gene: cyp4f3
Product: cytochrome P450 4F3
Exons: 13
Coding region: 121-1821 (566 amino acids)
Molecular function (GO): iron ion binding; monooxygenase activity; oxidoreductase activity, acting on paired donors, with incorporation or reduction of molecular oxygen
Source: RefSeq, a predicted model, not a curated record
CACAGAGUCAGUUAAGGAUAUGGGAAAUGUCAGGUUAUCAUAACAAAUAAAGGAAGUUGUGUCACUCAUAGUGACAGUUAAAUCUGUUGAAAUCAAAGGGAGGAACAGUCUGGUUUCUGCAUGUUUCAACACCUUCAACUUAUCACUGUCGUAGAGAAGGUCGAGUGUCACAUAACCUGGACUCUGUCUGAUAACUGUAACCCUCUUCUUUCUCCCAGGAUGUCCAUCCUCUCUCAGGUCUUGUGGACGGGCCUUUGCUAUGUACCUUUGGUGGCCGCUGCAGGACUGGGAGCUGUGAUUGCAGUUCUAACGGCGAGGCUUCUGGUGCGACACGCCUGGUACACACACAGACUGUCCUGCUUCAGCAUACCACCUAUGCACUCCUGGCUUGUAGGACAUCUGGGGCAGAUGCAGAGCACAGAGGAAGGCCUCCUGCAGGUGGACGAGCUGGUGCAGACAUACAAACACUCCUGCGGCUGGUUCCUCGGCCCUUUCUAUCACCUGGUCCGACUCUUCCACCCGGACUACGUCAAACCUCUGCUCAUGGCACCUGCAAACAUCACAGUGAAAGAUGAGCUGAUUUACGACCAUCUGCGUCCAUGGCUAGGACAGAGUCUGCUGAUAAGCAACGGGGAGGAGUGGCACCGCAGGAGACGGCUGCUGACUCCAGCUUUUCAUUUCGAUAUCCUGAAGAACUACGUUUCAACGUUUAACACCUCAGCCAACACCAUGCAUGAUAAGUGGCACCGCCUGGUGUCAGAAGGCAGAAACAACAUAGAGAUGUUCGACCACGUCACUCUCAUGACUCUGGACAGUUUACUGAAGUGUGCCUUCAGCUACAGCAGCAACUGUCAGCAGUCUAGCAGUGAGUACGUGUCAGCCAUAGUGGAGCUGAGUGACCUGAUUAUAGACCGCCGGCAGAAGAUUUUACACCACUGGGACUGGAUUUACUGGAGAACACAGCAGGGGAAACGCUUCAAAAGGGCCUUAAACAUUGUGCACGGCUUUACCAAGGAAGUAGUUCAGAAGCGGCGUGCCCUGAUCAGCCAGCAGAAGGAGACACAAACACGUUCAUCACCGCAGAGGAGGAAAGAUUUUGUAGACAUCAUACUGAUGACAGAGGAUGAGGACGGACAGGGUCUAACAGAUGAGGAGAUACAGGCGGAGGCUAACACCUUCAUGUUCGCAGGUCACGACACCACAGCCAGUGCGAUUUGCUGGACGCUGUAUAACUUAGCACGCCACGACCACUACCAGGAGAAAUGCAGACAGGAGGUGGUGGAUCUGAUGCAAGAACGAGAGAGACAAGACAUAGCGUGGGAGGAUCUGUCCAACCUUCCUUUCACCACCAUGUGCAUCAGAGAGUCCCUGAGGUUGCACCCUCCUGUGCAGGCCGUGACCAGAAAGUACACGCAGGACAUGACGCUGCCUGGGGAUCGCACUGUACCAAAGGGUGCCAUCUGCUUAGUCAGCAUCUAUGGAACACAACACAACCCUGCUGUCUGGACAAACCCACAUGAGUUUGAUCCUCUUCGUUUUGACCCUGCAAACACAGAGGAGAGAGCCUCCCACGCCUUCAUCCCCUUCUCCUCAGGCCCCAGGAACUGCAUUGGUCAGAAAUUUGCCCUGGCAGAGCUGCGAGUCGUUGUUGCGUUGACUCUGCUAAGAUUUCGUCUGACUCUGGGGGUGAACCCUGACCUCGAGGCCAGCUCUGGAGGAGUGCGGCGUCUGCCCCAGCUCGUCCUGCGUGCGGAGGGAGGACUCUGGUUGCAGGUGGAGGCUCUGAACCCGAACAAAGAGGAGGAGUUAGAGGAUGAAUGAUCGAAUCAGACCACAGAAGCUUUGCUUUUCUUUGUUUCUAAAUGCACUUGUAUUGUAGCUCCUAAUAAAAGUCCACAUACAAUAAUUAA